Molecule: messenger RNA, 1198 nt
Organism: Neolamprologus brichardi
Lineage: Eukaryota; Metazoa; Chordata; Actinopteri; Cichliformes; Cichlidae
Source: RefSeq, a predicted model, not a curated record
UGCACUCCUCUAUAUAUUCCUGCUUGCACAUUUACUUUAAGUACACUUUUUAAAGCACUAGUUGACUUUUAGGGAAACUAAAAGUACCUUAAUCUUGUAACUCCAGGAUUUGCUCUGCUGGGUGGACACCCCUGCUUCCUUACCUUACGGGACAUCCACCUGGGAGUGAAUGAGAGCUGCACAGAUACAGCCAGGGUUCUCUCUGGAUUCUGUGAUGUUGUCUUGGCUCGUGUUUACAAGCACUCGACGCUGGAGGAGCUAGAUAGGGAGGCUUCAAUCCCCAUCAUUAACGGACUGUCAAAUCUGUAUCACCCAAUCCAGAUUCUGGCUGACUUCCUCACCUUACAGGAGCAUUACGGAUCCCUUAAUGGUCUAACGGUGAGCUGGAUUGGAGAUGGCAACAAUGUUCUCCACUCCUUCAUGAUGACUGCAGCCAAACUCGGAGUUCAUCUUAAGGUUGCUACACCGAAGGGGUAUGAGCCAGACAAGGGCGUUACUGAAGAGGCACACAGGCUCGCCAAACAGCAUGGUACUCAGUUGAUUCUGACCUCUGACCCCAUGGAGGCUGCCCGUGACAGCAAUGUCUUGGUCACUGACACCUGGGUCAGUAUGGGACAGGAAGAGGAGAAGAAAAAGAGGCUAAAAGACUUCCAUGGAUACCAGAUUUCUAUGCAGACAGGAAGUGUGGCCAAGUCAGACUGGACCUUCCUGCACUGUCUCCCUCGGGAAAUGGAGGAGGUGGAUGAUCAGGUGUUCUACUCAUCCCGCUCUCUCGUCUUUUCGGAGGCAGAGAAUAGAAAAUGGACCAUCAUGGGCCUCAUUGUGUCUCUUCUGACCGACUACACGGCACAGAUCCCCAUGCUGAAGUUUUAACAUCAGUUAUUAAGAGGGACUAAGCUUUUCUGUGGCAUGGGAUGACUUCAAAGAAGACUGUUGCAAUGCUGUCAUAUUGUAACUUCAGGAUAGAGCUGCCAUGUGGGAGCGUGGGGCUAUGGUGUGCUUCUGUUUAUGUGUAGUAGGUCUGUGUGUCAAAGUGCAUGGCAAGUUUAGAGAACCCAGAAAUUCCCAGGACUCGCUUAUUGCUCACAGUUCUUAUUUCACUCUUGUGUGAUGUGUCACCACAGCUGCCUUAAAACUUCAGUGAAGAUGAAGAACUAGAGGUUAAUCCAUAAAUAAAAUACUCCCAACAACUGUUCAC